Molecule: messenger RNA, 589 nt
Organism: Dendrobium catenatum
Lineage: Eukaryota; Viridiplantae; Streptophyta; Magnoliopsida; Asparagales; Orchidaceae
Product: 18.1 kDa class I heat shock protein-like
Exons: 1
Coding region: 51-518 (155 amino acids)
Biological process (GO): response to hydrogen peroxide; response to heat; protein complex oligomerization
Source: RefSeq, a predicted model, not a curated record
UUCUCAAGUACUUCGCAGAAUCGAAUCUUGUUCAAUCAAUUAAAGGUUUGAUGUCGACAAUUAGCGGAGGCAAAGUUUUUGAGCCUUUAUUAUUUGACCAAUGGGAUCCAUUAAAGAGCUUCAACACCUUCUCCGACAACGCCAUCUAUGCUCCCGGCUCCAAUUUUGUGACCGAGGUUUUAACUUUUGCCAACCCCUGCUUCGACUGGAAGGAGACAUUGGAGGCUCACAUCGUUGAGGCCGAUCUCCCUGACGUCAAAAAGGAGGAUGUUAAGGUCGAGGUCGUGGAAGGCGGCGCCCUCCAGAUCAGCGGCGAGUGGAAGAGGGAGCAGGAGGAGAAGACCCAUCGCUGGCUUCUACAUGAGCGAGGCAACGGUAAGUUCCUCCGCCGAUUCCCACUGCCGGAGAACGUGAAGGUGGAUCAGGCGAAAGCAUCCAUGAAGAAUGGGGUGCUUAGUGUCAUCGUACCCAAAGAGGAGGUGAAGAAGCCUUACGUGAAGUCUAUUGAGAUUUCUUGAGAGGAUAAAAUAGAAGAAUAUGAUUUGCAUCUCAAAUCGCCCGUGUUCUUAAGUUGCUUGUUUUGUUGUUG